Messenger RNA from Panicum virgatum (switchgrass), 933 nucleotides. Its product is annotated as SKP1-like protein 5. The coding region runs from base 57 to 875 and encodes 272 amino acids. The record is from RefSeq and is a predicted model, not a curated record. Gene Ontology annotation, cellular component: cytoplasm; nucleus. Lineage: Eukaryota; Viridiplantae; Streptophyta; Magnoliopsida; Poales; Poaceae. The transcript has 4 exons. Gene Ontology annotation, molecular function: cullin family protein binding. Gene Ontology annotation, biological process: SCF-dependent proteasomal ubiquitin-dependent protein catabolic process.
CCUGUUUAGCCGCCCCGGGGCAGGCUCCGACCUAGUUGACGAAGACCUACCCGGCGAUGUCAUCGGCCGAGGUGAGCCCCGCCGUGAUGGGCACCACGUCGGGGGAGGAAGAGAAGGUCGUGCUGCGCUGCUGCGACGGGGAGGAGUUCGCGGUGGCGGUGUCCGUCGCGAGGAAGUGCGGGACGAUCAACAACAUGAUCGACGACGGCUGCGUGGAGGGCGGCAUCCCGCUGCCGAACGUCAAGGCCCCGGCCAUCUCCAGGGUGCUCGAGUACCUCAGCAGGGAGCAUAGCGCCGAGGCGGCGGAGGCCAAGGCGUUCGAGAAGGCCUUCCUCGAGAAGAUGACGAAGGAGGAGCUGUUCGAGCUGAUCCUGGCGGCCAACUACCUCCACGCGGAGGAGCUGCUGGACGCGGCGACGCAGUGCCCAAAUGAUUUGGUGUCCUAUGGCGCACCUAAUGAACUAUAUAUCGAGUUUGAUGAUUCUAAGUUUUUGGUGGCAGGUGCUGUUACAUUUGGACAGGCACAUGACAGUGAUAUAGGAUCAGAUGCAGAUCAAAUGAGAAAGAAGGCUUUGCUGAUGAUGCAGACACUUCAGUUAGUCCAUGGACCUACUGCUGUUGACGAGCAGAUGUUCAGGAAUGCUAUGGAAGCUUUAAGGGCUCUUCCUGCAGUGCAGUGCACCGAUGGAGUAAUUGUUCAAUCUGGCAUGAGUAGCAUGGACAUUGAGCAUGAGCAGCUCCCUUGCGUCGCGGACAGGAUCAGGGGGGAGACGGUGCCGGAGCUCCGGGAGUACUUCGGCAUCGAGAACGACUUCACGCCGGAGGAGGAGGAAGAGAUCAGGAAGGAGAACCCCUGGGCGUUCGACUUCGACUGAUCGAUUCGAUAAUUAGUAGCCGCAGGAAUUUAGGUUUUUUUUCAUCGUAUAGCAUGCC